Molecule: messenger RNA, 504 nt
Organism: Cylindrotheca closterium
Lineage: Eukaryota; Bacillariophyta; Bacillariophyceae; Bacillariales; Bacillariaceae
Source: the annotation of a GenBank genome assembly
AUGCGCUCUUCUACUGCGGCCGUCCUCCUUCUUGCUCUCUUGCUCAGCGCCAACGCCGAAGCCGGCCAAUGGCAACAUUCACAAAACCGAAAGCUAUCCAAGAAGUCUUCCAAGAAGUCGGCAACCGUUGCCAUGGCCUCUGCACCUGUCGCCGCACCUGUCGCCGCUCCUGUCAUGGCGACUCCAGCCAGCGCGUCCAGCAUAUCCAGCGCCAGUAGUGACGAUACCCCAGCUGCUGCACCUGUCGCCGUUGUACCAGUUGCAGUUAUGCCAGUGGCUGCCACCAGUUACGGUGGUACGCCAGUCUCUCAACCUGUCGCAAUGCCCGUUGCAGAAAUCACCUUGGCUACUGUCCCUGUCGCUCCAGUAGUCACAGCAGGCGCUGCAGCCGCAGAUGAUGAUGACGAUCUUUGGGACGACGAUGCCGAUGAUGAUCUUUGGGAUGACGAUCUUUGGGAUGAUGAUCUUUGGGACGAUGACGACUCUGAUGAUGAUGACGCCUAA